AUGAGCAACAUUCCCCCAUCUGGCAACAUGGCAGAUCCGGAUCAUAUGUUGGAAUUCCAAAAACUCUCCAAUCACUAUGAGCCGGACCUACAGGGUCCUCUAGUAGGCCCAAAACAAUCGAGCAGUAUGAUAACUUCCGAAUACGCGAACGCGGAUUCUAUAUAUGUUGUAAAGACUACUGAGCUGGCACGUCUCAAAUCCUUCAACAAGCUCCUGAACUCCGCUGGAUGCCAGGAGCAUCUCUACGAAAUGUUCGUUGACGCCACCGAGGAGCUCUUGAACCAGAUAUCGCAGGAGAUUGGGAAAGGAAGCUUUGACGAUACCUUCCUCUUUAACGCGUUUAACGACGAAUACAAUUCCUCCUCUCUUAUUAUGCAUUUUAGGUUAAUGACGAGUGCUUGGAUGAAAUUGAAUUCCAGCCGUUAUACGGAUUUCCUUGGGGUGUCUGUUGGGGAAUAUUGUGAAAAGACAAUCGAAACAGUUAAAACCGAAAUCGAUGAAGUAGGCCUCCAGGGCCUGUUCGACGGAGUCAUUGAAGGGUCAGGGCUUGCUAUCGAGAUUCUCUACCUUGACAGGAGCGAGGGGACGGAAGUCACCCCUCAUUUGCUCUCACCGAAUAGUCCCAUCGCAACCAUCAGACUUCUUUAUCGGCCUGGUCACUACGAUCUCUUAUAUCAAACCGAUCAAACAAGACACGAUCAAGGACUCACAUCAGUAAACUUCCAAUACGCCAUGAGUUCUGACUAUCUGCCCUGGUAUUCGAGCGCGUUGCCGUUUGAUUUGAACCCAGUUUUGAUGUCCAUACCAAGUCUCCCCCUCAAUACAAGCAGUAUUUCGCCACAAGCGCCCUCUAGCCAACCAUACACGUUUUCGGGCAGACAUAUUGACCCAACAUUCCACUCCGGUGGUUUCCCAGUCUCCACCAGCUCCCUCGCAACCCUCUUCAAUCUCCAGUUUUCCUCUCUCCUACAAAUCUUGCACACUUCCACCAUCCUGAUUUCCAGCCUUCCCAAUGGGAUCCGAACGAGGAGUAUAAGUAACAAACUGGGCUUGCUAUAUCCCACUGAUGAGGAGGUAGCUUUACCGUGA
Messenger RNA from Histoplasma mississippiense, 1089 nucleotides. RefSeq lists its product with no specific name. Gene Ontology annotation, cellular component: nucleus. Gene Ontology annotation, biological process: protein K48-linked deubiquitination. Gene Ontology annotation, molecular function: cysteine-type deubiquitinase activity; ubiquitin binding. The record is from RefSeq and is a predicted model, not a curated record. NCBI's taxonomy places the organism in Eukaryota, Fungi, Ascomycota, Eurotiomycetes, Onygenales, Ajellomycetaceae. Bases 1 to 1089 code for a protein of 362 amino acids. The transcript has 6 exons.